Messenger RNA from Mauremys mutica (yellowpond turtle), 1605 nucleotides. It is a transcript of the gene TBPL2, whose product is annotated as TATA-box binding protein like 2. NCBI's taxonomy places the organism in Eukaryota, Metazoa, Chordata, Testudines, Geoemydidae. The coding region runs from base 163 to 1149 and encodes 328 amino acids. The record is from RefSeq and is a predicted model, not a curated record. Gene Ontology annotation, biological process: DNA-templated transcription initiation. Gene Ontology annotation, molecular function: RNA polymerase II general transcription initiation factor activity; DNA binding. The transcript has 7 exons.
UUCCUGCACGUGCCGGCCCGGCCCCAGCUGGUCGGUUCGUUCCCUCAAUCGGGGCCAGGUGCGAAGGCAGCGCCCUGGAUCGCGCCUGCCCGCGAGCGGCCCCCGAAAUGCCCCCGCCCGGUCCGCCCCGUCCCGGCAGGACGCUGCCCGCUUCGGCCCCGCAUGGAGCCCUCGCUGGAGAACUACUGGGACCAGAGCCCGGGCCAGGAUGACCUUUCAUCAGCUGGUCCUCAACUGUACACUCCCAUGAGCCCUUUUGACACAGACCUACCCAUUCAAGCCGCUCAAAGUGCAUCAUUCGAUUCUCAUCUUGACCAAUCCAAAGAACUUUCUACAGACUUCUCUUCUGUGGAUCUCAGCUUUCUUCCAGAUGAUCUCAACCAAGAAAAUGGAGAACAAACUCAUUCGGAAGAUGGUCAUGAAGUGCAAAGAGAGCAAUACGGGUCACAGUUGACAGAGCAGGACAGUGGGUUCUUAAAUGACAGCAAUUUGUCACAACUGAGCUAUGCGGACGCAACUCAGCCCUCACCUGAAACAUCUGGUGCCUGUCCCCCUUUGACACCUAUGACUCCUAUCACCCCAAUGACACCUGUUUCAGAAAGCUCUGGCAUAGUUCCUCAGUUACAGAAUAUAGUGUCCACUGUAAACUUGGCUUGUAAACUAGAUCUGAAGAAUAUAGCUCUGCAUGCCAGAAAUGCAGAAUAUAAUCCAAAGAGGUUUGCUGCUGUGAUAAUGAGAAUCAGAGAACCAAGAACAACGGCCCUUAUAUUCAGUUCCGGCAAAAUGGUCUGCACAGGAGCAAAAAGUGAAGAGCAGUCCCGGCUUGCGGCUAGGAAGUACGCACGUGUGGUACAGAAGCUUGGGUUCCCUGCUAAGUUCCUGGACUUCAAAAUACAGAAUAUGGUGGGCAGUUGUGAUGUGAGGUUCCCCAUCAGGCUGGAAGGAUUGGUUCUAACUCAUCAGCAAUUCAGUAGUUAUGAACCAGAACUAUUUCCUGGCCUUAUUUACAGAAUGGUCAAACCAAGGAUUGUGUUGCUUAUCUUCGUGUCUGGAAAAGUUGUAUUGACUGGUGCCAAGGAGCGUUCUGAAAUCUAUGAGGCAUUUGAAAACAUCUAUCCUAUUCUAAAGGGUUUCAAGAAAGCAUCUUAAAAUUUCUUUCAAAAAAAAAAAUUGAGGAAUAUAUAGGUUUGUAUGUUUAUGCAUAGAACCAAUGUAACAGUAUUCCUAUACCUAAAUACAGAGUUGUGGAUUACUAGGCCUAUAAAGCCAUUUUGAACACACUAUAAAGUAUGACUAGAUAGAUGCACGAUUUUGUAUGUAGCAUGAAACAAUUUUGCUGUAAAACUUGAUGUUUCUAAUGAAUUCAGUCAUUGUAUCAAGUUCUGUUAAAGAAUUCACAAUAAGCAAAAGUACAUUUACUUUUGAACAGGAAUGUAAAUUAGCACCAUUAUUGCACUAAAAAAUAUUUUACAGUACAAUUAAUGGAAAUCUGUUUUUCUGCAGUAGAAUGGAUGUAUCCAUGGAGGUUAGUCCAUAGAUCAGUCUUGUUAAAAUCCAUAAGGUUUUGAUCAAUAUUUUGUAGCACUGACAGCUAAUUUCAUGUUA